Diuraphis noxia (Russian wheat aphid) is the source of this 1833-nucleotide messenger RNA. RefSeq names its product methyltransferase like 14 (gene Mettl14). The record is from RefSeq and is a predicted model, not a curated record. Gene Ontology annotation, cellular component: RNA N6-methyladenosine methyltransferase complex; nucleus. Gene Ontology annotation, biological process: mRNA modification. Gene Ontology annotation, molecular function: mRNA binding. Lineage: Eukaryota; Metazoa; Arthropoda; Insecta; Hemiptera; Aphididae.
ACAAAAUAAAUAAUUGUAAACAUCUUGAUUAUUAUAAUAAUAUGUAAUCUCUUAUCUUUUAAUUCCUUAUCUGCUUUCUAAUAUUCUUGAAUCAGUUGAAUCUCGAAACCGGGAUUGGAGAAUAGUAGAAUAAUAUAAUUAAUUUCAUGUUUGAAGUAUUUUAAAACUUUAAUAAUUGUAUUAGUUUUACUUUUUUUCAAUAAGUCUUAUUAUUUAUUGAUGACAUAAUUAUUUCAUUUAUUUUUCCUUCAGUUCGAAACAGAUUUGUCAAUCAUGAGUGAAAUAUUGAAAAUGUUAAAAGAACAAUCUAAAAGAAGGAAAAAGUUAUUAGCCAAAACGUUGGGAUUUUCUGAUGUUCAUCAAUUACGGCGAGCAUUGAAUAUUCAUAGGGAGGGAACUCCAACGAGUUCUGUUCGUAAAGUAGUAAAUAAAUAUAAUGCCCAACCAAAGAGUCCAGAACAUACAUACAAUGAUUCAUCAACAUUUCUCAAAGGUACACAAUCAUCUAAUCCACACAAUGAUUAUUGCCAACAUUUUGUUGAUACUGGUCAACGCCCACAAAAUUUUAUUAGAGAUGUCGGCCUAACUGACAGAUUUGAAGAAUAUCCUAAGCUAAGGGAAUUAAUUCGUCUAAAGGAUGAACUUAUACAACAAACUGCUACUCCUCCAAUGUUCCUGAAAUGUGAACUUAGCACGUAUGAUUUAAAAUCAUUAAAUAUUAAAUUUGAUGUCAUACUUGUAGAGCCUCCACUUGAAGAAUAUCAACGAACCUUGGGUGUAACCAAUACAAAAUUAUGGAAUUGGAAACAGAUAAUGGACCUAGAGUUGGGUGAAUUAGCUGCUAAUCGUAGUUUUAUUUUUCUCUGGUGUGGCUCAUCUGAUGGUUUAGAUAAAGGCCGCGAUUGUUUACGUCGAUGGGGUUUUAGACGCUGUGAAGAUAUUUGUUGGAUUCGAACAAAUUCUAAAAAUCCUGGACAUUCAAAAAAUCUAGAACCAAAUGCUGUUUUUCAACGCACUAAGGAACAUUGCUUGAUGGGUAUCAAAGGAACAGUUCGUCGAUCUACAGAUGGUGACUAUAUUCACGCUAAUAUUGAUAUUGAUUUGAUUAUUAGUGAAGAGAAUGAACACGGUUCAAUAGAAAAACCAGUUGAAAUAUUUCAUAUAAUUGAACAUUUUUGCCUAGGAAAAAGAAGAUUACAUUUGUUUGGUCGUGACAGUACUAUACGUCCAGGAUGGCUGACUUUAGGGCCUGAAUUGACUAAUUCUAAUUUCAACACAGAAAUGUAUAAUGGAUAUUUCAAUAAUGGCCAAUUAACUACCGGUUGUACUGAUCGUAUUGAGGUCCUUAGACCCAAGUCUCCUCCACCUAAAUGUAAAAUACCUAUAGGAAUAAGAAAAGGCAAUCCUUGUAUGAAUAGAGGUAGAGGAAGAAUGUAAUAGUUAUUAAUUUAUUAAUGUAAAAUACUAUUAAUUAGAUUGUUUUAUUUAUGUAUUUGGCAUUUGCAUAAUAGGUUUAAUAAUAUAUAAUGUGAUAUCAUCAUAUCUGUAAUUUAUGUAAGCUUGAACAAUUCUGUUUAUAACAAUUUUUAAGUUAAGUGUUAAUAUAAAUGUACUAUUUUUCUAUCUCCUGGGUCUUUGUAUGUACUUAAUCAUAGCCAAUGUCAAUUUGGCAUUUAAACUAAUAAAUAAAUAAGAUGAAUCAAAGAAUAAAAAUUCUCGAUACUAUCAAUAAAAUUGGGGGAAAUAGAUCAUUUUUAUGUGAGACUAGUUUUUGGCAAAUUCAAUUUGUUACUAGUAUUAUUAUAAUUAUCAAAAAAUAUUAGUUAUUUUUGG